CCCUCUCUCUCCAUAUCGCUCUCUCGUUUGCGAACCAAAGACUGUGAUGGAGAAGCGUGGCAGAUUGGUUCGUCAUGGAUAGGCCCUGGUGACGCAGGUGGAGGUACGGCUUUCAUGAUACGUGCGGACUCGAGCGGUGUUAAAUCGAGUGCGACACUCUUCGGCGGAGCAAGCAAGGAGGCCACCCUGUACCGCCCACAGCGCACUGCACAGUGCAGUGAAAGUAAUUGUUCCACAAGAAACUCGCUUCCAUGUGCUGCUGCUAUGUGCAGGAGUGCCUUUCCCCGUUCGUUUCUCCAGUUGACGUUAAUGUCAUGUUGUGCAAGCAAGAGCCUAAUGGUUGUCUCUGCCGCUGAUUUUACACCAUGGCCCACGUUGCCUUGAGAAUUAUCACUGAUAUCAUUAAAAUGCUGAAGGAGACUAGCUCUCACCCUCGUCAUAGCGUUAGAAAUCUAUUAGCAUCUUGGCCAAGGCGGAGCCUUUA
This is a messenger RNA of Serpula lacrymans var. lacrymans S7.9, 484 nucleotides long. RefSeq lists its product as uncharacterized. The transcript has 3 exons. The record is from RefSeq and is a predicted model, not a curated record. The coding region runs from base 115 to 384 and encodes 89 amino acids. Lineage: Eukaryota; Fungi; Basidiomycota; Agaricomycetes; Boletales; Serpulaceae.